GACACCAUCUUCACACGCAGGUAGCCGAGACUCACCUGGCUGACGCCUGCAGUGACUUUACUGACUUCUGAGACGAAGCGAAGCUAUUUUCAGGACUUUCAAGUGAAUGGACGGUAGAGUACAGCGGCAGCCAGGAUGAUCCCAGUGGGUGAAUUCAGAAACCUCGGCACAGAGCAGAACUCGAAGCUUCGGGUCCUGAAACCGUGGUGGGAUGUUUUCUCAGAAUACCUGUGCAUUGCUAUGCUCAUGCUCGGAGUCUUUGGGUGCACCUUGCAGCUCACCCAAGACAAAAUUUCGUGUCUGCCCAGCCCCUUCACCAGCCCAACACCUGAGGCCAUUGACUGCAGCUACAUCCGGACCUACAGGGAGAACGUGACGGCACAGUAUACGCUGGUUACCCCUGGGAGCCCCAUCAUCCAGGAGGUGUUCGGUCGCAAGAACAACCUGGACAUUCACCAAUACGUGUUCGUCAACCACUACUGCUAUGAGAGGUUUGUCCACUGGUUUGCCAAGUACUUCCCGUACCUGGUUGUGAUCCACACUAUGAUCUUCAUGGUGGCAAGCAGCUUCUGGUUCAAAUUCCCUGGGACAUCUUCUAAAAUUGACCUCUUUGUCACCAUUCUUGGAAAGUGCUUUGACUCUCCCUGGACCACGAGGGCCCUGAGUGAAGUUUCUGAGGAGCGAGGAGAGGAGAAGCUGGUCAGCUGGAGGAGGAACACCAUGUCAAAAGAUUCCACAGAACGACGACCAGACGAAGAGGAGGCCGGAGGGCUUCUUAUGCGCUCCUCCUCUGUCAAGUCUAAUCCAGAAAAGAAAAGUCCAGAGCCUCAGUCUUCCCCCUCUUUGUUGGAUAAGAAGGAAGGGGAGCAGGCCAAAGCUCUUUUUGAAAAGGUGAAGAAGCUCCGAACUCACGUAGAGGAGGCAGACAUCUUGUAUCACAUGUAUGUGCUACAAACAUCACUGAAAGUCUUCAAGUUCCUUUUGAUCAUUGUUUACACUGCAGUGCUGGUACCGUACAUUCAGAUAGUUGUGCGUUGUUAUGUUCCUCCUGAGCUGACUGGUUUUGACAUCUAUUGCUGCAACCACAACAAAGCCCAUCUUUUCUCCAAACUUGCCUACUGUUAUAUCUGCUUCGUGGGAGUGUAUGGUAUUCUGUGCAUCUACACGCUCUACUGGUUGUUCCAUCGGCCUCUGAAGGAGUACUCCUUCGACCAGGUCAGACUGGAGACUGGUAUUAAUGACAUACCAGAUGUGAAGAAUGACUUUGCCUUCCUCCUGCACCUUGUGGACCAAUAUGAUUCUCUUUACUCUAAAAGAUUUGCCGUCUUUCUAUCUGAAGUCAGUGAGAGUCGCCUCCAUCAGCUUAACCUCAACUAUGAGUGGACCGACAAAAAGCUGCGCACUCGUCUCACCAAGAACUCCAGUAACCGUCUGGAGCUCCACCUGUUAAUGCUGCCAGGGCUUCCUGAUACAGUCUUUGAGCUAACUGAAGUGGAGUCGCUCAAACUGGAGCAAGUUAACAAUGUCACCAUCCCACACAGUGUGGCAAAACUGGACUCUCUUCAGGAGUUGUCACUGAUCUACUCCCCUGCAAAGCUCCAGCUCCCUGCCCUGAACCACCUCAAGGAACAUCUAAAGGUUCUGCGUUUAGCUUUUGAAAGUUUAGAAGAGGUGCCUGUGUGGAUGUACAUCUUACAUGGCCUGGAGGAGCUGCAUCUGAGCGGUCCUCUAACCAAUGAGGUGUCCAAAAGUGCCACUCUGGACUCCCUGCGCGAGCUGAGAUCUUUGAGUGUCCUCACCCUUCGCUCCAACCUUACCAAGAUCCCACCCAGCGUAGGGGAUAUUGCAUUGCAGCUGCAGCGGUUGUGCAUCUACAACGAAGGUGCCAAGCUCCAAGCUUUUAGCAGCCUGAAGAAGUUAACCAACCUCAUUUCAUUGGAGUUAGUGGGCUGCGAGUUGGAGCGCAUCCCAAGUGCUGUCUUCAGCCUGAGCAACCUGCAGGAGUUGGACCUGAAGGAAAACAAACUCAGCACUGUGGAGGAGAUUCUGAGCUUACAGCACUGCCAGCGUUUGGUAACGCUCCGAUUGUGGCACAACAAAAUCGCUUACAUCCCUGAUCAUAUCAGUAAGCUGCACACUCUGGAGACCCUGGACAUGAGCUGGAACAAGCUACGAAAGCUUCCCUCUCGGCUGUUCUACUGCACCAAACUCAGACACCUCGAUGUCUCCCACAAUCAGCUCACCUCUCUCCCUUCUGAAGUGAGCAUCCUGCAGGGCCUUCAGUUCUUCUCAGCAGCUUUCAACUCUUUAGAGACAUUGCCAGAGGAGCUGUUUUCCUGUAAAAGGCUAAAAACACUGGUUCUCGGUAACAACUGCUUGUCAUAUCUUAGUUCUAGAGUGUCAAACCUGGCCCAGCUGGUUCGACUGGAUAUUAAAGGAAACCGUCUGGAGUCUCUACCACUGGAGAUUGGGGAUUGUCCCCUGCUGAGUCACAGUGGGCUGACAGUGGAAGACAACCUGCUGGAUCUGUUGCCGUUAGAUGUACGAAACAAGCUGAUUCAAAGCUGAGUUUGUAGAGCUUAGGCUUGUGAGAGAUUUGUCUUGGAGGCUGAUGGUGUUCUGGCUUGCACAGCAAAAACAGACUACUAAGGCAAAUUGGUGGAAUUUUCACAUAAAACAAAACAAAAAGUCAAACUAUAACCAAAACCAAACAAAAGAUACGUUAUCAUGAAACAUAUGUUCAACUCUGUCGAUGAAUGAACAAUCGAGUAGGACAUUUUUUAUGCAUUUUGCUCAAAAUACCUUUUUUUAAAACUAAUGUUUUACAAAGUCUGUAGGUGUAUAAAUACAUAAUAUUUUUUGUACAACUGUUUUCAUGUAGCUGGUUUUGCUGGUGUAGAUCACACAGUAAGGUAUAGCUUCCUUUUAGGGUCAAGUUACUAGUAUGUGUGGGUGAAACAAGGGCUUGGCUCUCAACAGAGUGAGUAAGCUUUGACCUUCAAAUGUUCUGGUUGAACAUUUUUCACUCAAACUUGUAUUUUGUUUGUUUUGGCCUGUAUGUUGCUGGACAGGUUUGUGCAGCAUGAAGAAGUGUUUCCCACAGUGUGGUGGCUCAUGCUGCUCCCUUUUGUGAAAAAAGCGUCUCAGUAGUUAAAUAAAAGGUGUUCAUCCAUGUGUUCACAUGUUCGGUCGAAUGGAGGGAAGAAUGAGUUCAUACAUGAAAUCAUGAAUCCAACUCAGCGUGAUAUUCAGUGUGCUUAUUUGUAGACAAUUAUUAAUCAUUUACAGCAAGAAAGAAGAUAAGACUAUUGUCUUUGAGAUGCUUCUUGGAUGAGUAACGUAUUUCUUUCAACACUUUAACAAAUUCAUGGCUUCCCUAAAAUGUACGUUGUGUCUUUGUUUUAUUUUAUUUUAUUUUUUACUAACUCUUCAGCACAAUUAAACAUUUACAGUGAAAUAUGGAGGAAACAGAGUAUCACUUCCAGACAAUUAAAGGAAUAAGACACUCAUUUCCCUACAA
Stegastes partitus (bicolor damselfish) is the source of this 3520-nucleotide messenger RNA. Its product is annotated as leucine-rich repeat-containing protein 8E. Gene Ontology annotation, cellular component: cytoplasm. Gene Ontology annotation, molecular function: protein binding. The transcript is spliced from 3 exons. NCBI's taxonomy places the organism in Eukaryota, Metazoa, Chordata, Actinopteri, Pomacentridae. The record is from RefSeq and is a predicted model, not a curated record. The coding region runs from base 136 to 2568 and encodes 810 amino acids.